Messenger RNA from Adineta steineri, 1314 nucleotides. Lineage: Eukaryota; Metazoa; Rotifera; Eurotatoria; Adinetida; Adinetidae. The record is from the annotation of a GenBank genome assembly.
AUGAAAAAUCAUGUUUCAGAACGAAAUUUGAAAUGGUUGAAUAAUGACACGAUUCUAUUCACAGUUGAGGGUGACGUGUCGAAUGAAAGUGGAUAUCACGAGAAUCAAGAACGACUUUACUCACUCAAUAUUACCAACGGUCACGUUGAUCGUUGGGCUGAUCAAUUCUCCGGUACAGUAAAAGAUUUUGCCCUGUUAGAAGGAGGUCGAAAGGGUGUUAUUAUUCUUUGUCAAUUGAAUACGGAGAUACAAGUUUAUACUCAAGAAUCGAUAUGUCAUCCAUUGAUCAAACGAACAGGCUGGAAUGGAACUUACGAAAAUAUCGUUACCAAUUUUGUUAACAACAAAUCCAGAAUUGCUUUCAUUCAUUCUUCAUUUGAUGCUCCUCAAGAAAUCUAUUUUACAAAUACAAUUGAUCAUUUGACACCAGCAAAGAAAGUCACAAAUGAAAAUAAAUUAUUUACCGAACGAAAUCUACCCAAAGGUACAAAAUAUCGAUGGACAAAUAAAGACGAUGGAACCGAAAUAGAAGGUAUUCUUCUCUAUCCUCCAGAUCAAUAUCAAGAGAAAAAUUUACCACUAUUAGUACUCAUGCACGGUGGACCAUAUUCAGCCAAUUUAAAUGUUUUUCAUGUCGGUGGACUCGAUAUUGCUUUGAUGAUGGCCACAGAAGGUUGGCUUGUGUUUCAACCAAACUAUCGAGGUUCAACAGGUUAUGGUGAUGAAUUUCUUCAAGGUGUAUUUAAAGAAUUGUUUUCACCACCAGGCAAGGAUGUUUUAUUUGGUGUUGAUGCAUUAAUACAAGAUGGUAUUGUUGAUCCUAAAAGACUAAGCAUUGGAGGAUACAGUUACGGUGGACAUUUGACGAAUUGGUUGAUUACUCAGACCACUCGCUUCAAUGUUGCUGUGACUGGUGCGGGUUGUGUUGAUCAUGUAAGUUCUUGGGAAAUAACUGAUCUACCUUUGUUUAGAAGUCACAAGAUAGGUGGCUUGCCGUGGCAAACACCUGAUCGCUAUCAACAAGAAGCUGCAAUAUUUCAGUUACACAAAGUUCGAACACCAACGCAUAUGGUUACGGGUGAAAAUGAUUGUCGAGUUCCAACUGCACAAUCUUAUCUAUUAAAACGAGCUCUUCAUAUUCUUGGUAUACCAUCGAAAUUAAUUGUUUUUCCAGGUGAAGGUCAUCUAGUUAAAACUAAUCCAUGGCAUGAAAAAAUAAAAGUUAGAGAAGAAUUAAAAUGGUUAAAUAAAUACGGUGCUAUUUGUCUAUUAGAAUGUGAUGAAGCCCCAACCUUAUCUACUAGUAAUCAAUGA